Molecule: messenger RNA, 3719 nt
Organism: Helianthus annuus (common sunflower)
Lineage: Eukaryota; Viridiplantae; Streptophyta; Magnoliopsida; Asterales; Asteraceae
Product: protein transport protein Sec24-like At4g32640
Exons: 24
Coding region: 248-3484 (1078 amino acids)
Biological process (GO): intracellular protein transport; COPII-coated vesicle cargo loading; endoplasmic reticulum to Golgi vesicle-mediated transport
Cellular component (GO): COPII vesicle coat; endoplasmic reticulum exit site
Molecular function (GO): SNARE binding; zinc ion binding
Source: RefSeq, a predicted model, not a curated record
AACCUUGAAGGGUAGUUGAAAUACAAAAGUUCUUGAACCUCAUUCCUCAUUUUCAUCAAUCUUCUCUCCCCUUGAUCCUCGGUUAGGUAUUUCUUACAGACAUCGGAUUUUCUCCUGAAUCUUCUCCUCACACAUAUUCAGCUACAGAUAGUUGAGGAAUAAUAUUAUUAUUUGUAUACAAACAGGGGUUUUGAAUCUUGAAUCUUGAUUCUUGAUUUUUGAAUUUUGGUUGUUGAGGAUUGUGGUUAUGGCAAGUUCUGGUGGACCUAGGGCAGGCAAUCCACCGUCGAAUUAUAACCCUAAUUCGAUUGCGGAUAAUAUGCAAAACCUUCAAAUCAAUCGCCCUAACCAGCCACCGAAUUUGGGUGCUGGACCUAGAGGUCCGGUUCCUCCUUUUGGUCAGCAACCGUUUCCUUCGUCGGCUCCUUUUUCGUCUCCGUUUUCGGGAGGAAAUACUCGUCCGGGAGCCCCACCGCCAGGUGCCGUUCCCAGGGGUGUAGUGCCACCUAAUGGACCUCCACAAGGUGCAUUGCCUCCUUUCAUGGCUCCUAACACACGUCCCGGUGUUGGUGGUGUUCCUCCUGGUGGUAAUCCACCUCCUCCGUUCGCUUCACGGCCCAUGGGUUCUGGACCUUUGCCGUCAUCAACCGGUGGUAUGCCAGGUCAGCGACCCGGACCUGGUCCUUUUGCAGGCCCGCCUGGGGCACCACCGAACGUAGGCGGUGGUAUGAGUAAUGGACCUCCGAUGUUUGGACCGGGCGGUAUGCAAGGUGGUCCUCAGUUUCCCGCUGCUGGUGUUCGACCAAGACCGUCUGCUGGACCUCCACCUUCUCCACCAACCAUGUCAUCACCCGCAGGUCCUUUUUCAGCUCAAACAACACCGUUUUCCGGAGGUCCACCGGAUCAACCACCAAGAGGGCCAGCAUCACUAGCACCGCCCUUUUCCGCACCUCCUAGAGGACCCCCGACAUUUUCUGCUCAGGCUCAAGGCAUGCCUCAACAACAACCUUCUCCUUUCGGGGCUCAACCAUGGCAAGCGCAAUCUCGACCGAAUGUACCACCACCCCCGAUUCCGGGAUCUGCUCAACCACCACGAAUGUAUGGCAUGCAACCACCACUUCCAAAUCAACAAUCAAUGGCUACAAUAUCACCUACUAUGGGUGCUGGAGGCGCUGCAGUUACCGGACCGUCAAAGAUCGAUCCUAACCAAAUUCCCCGGCCCAUUCCCAAUACCUCAGUGCUUCUUCACGAAACUCGACAAGGCAACCAAGCCAAUCCUCCACCGCCUGCUACAAGUGAAUUCAUCGUACGGGAUACGGGAAACUGCAGUCCACGGUACAUGAGGUGCACAAUCAACCAGAUUGCUUGCACUUCCGAUCUUUUGACGACUUCCGGGAUGCAGUUAGCUUUGUUGGUUCAACCUCUGGCCCUACCUCAUCCAUCCGAGGAGCCCAUACAAAUAGUGGAUUUUGGGGAAAGUGGCCCUGUUCGCUGUUCGCGUUGCAAAGGCUAUAUCAAUCCGUUCAUGAAAUUCGUUGACCAAGGAAGACGUUUCAUCUGUAACUUUUGUGGUUUCACCGAUGAAACUCCGCGUGACUACCUGUGCAAUCUCGGUCCAGAUGGCAGAAGGAGAGAUGCUGAUGAGAGACCCGAGCUAUGUAGAGGCACCGUUGAAUUUGUUGCUACCAGGGAAUUUAUGGUGCGUGAUCCGAUGCCAGCUGUAUUCUUCUUCCUCAUAGAUGUAUCGAUGAACGCCGUACAGACUGGCGCGACUGCUGGAGCUUGCAGCGCGAUCAGCCGAGUUAUUGCAGAUCUUCCUGAGGGUCCUCAAACGAUGGUGGGAAUUGCGACAUUUGACUCGACCAUCCAUUUUUAUAAUCUGAAACGCGCAUUGCAGCAGCCUUUGAUGCUCAUAGUUCCCGACGUACAAGAUGUUUACACUCCGCUUCAAACCGAUGUUAUUGUUCAGCUUUCCGAGUGUCGUCAGCAUCUAGAUCUACUGCUGGAAAGCAUCCCGACUAUGUUUCAGAAUAACAAAACAGCUGAUUCAGCUUUCGGUGCUGGUAUUAAGGCUGCUUUUUUGGCAAUGAAGAGCACCGGAGGCAAACUUUUGGUAUUUCAAUCAGUUUUGCCUUCUGUUGGUAUCGGGGCUCUUUCUGCUAGAGAAGCUGAAGGGAGAACUAAUAUAUCUGCAGGAGAGAAGGAACCUCAUAAACUACUUCAACCAGUAGACAAGACUUUAAAGACUAUGGCUAUCGAAUUUGCUGAGUACCAGGUCUCCGUUGAUGUAUUCCUUACUACUCAAAGUUAUGUCGACAUUGCUUCCAUAUCCAUCGUUCCAAGGACGACUGGGGGACAGAUGUAUUAUUAUCACCCUUUUUCUGCUCUUUCUGAUCCUGCAAAACUCUACAAUGAUCUUCGAUGGAAUGUAACAAGGCCUCAAGGGUUUGAAGCCGUGAUGCGUGUUAGGUGCAGUCAGGGUCUUCAAGUUCAAGAAUACUCCGGAAACUUCUGUAAGCGUAUUCCAACAGAUGUGGACCUACCUGCGGUCGAUUGCGACAAAGCUAUCAUGGUAACUCUGAAACACGAUGACAAGUUGCAAGACGGCACAGAGUGUUCCUUUCAGUGUGCACUUCUUUAUACUACUGUGAACGGGCAAAGAAGAAUACGUGUGUCCACCUUGUCGUUGCCAUGCACAACUAUGCUGAGUAAUCUCUUCCGGUCUGCUGACUUGGAUACACAGUUUUCGUGUUUCUUAAAACAAGCUGCAAAUGAAAUUCUUACGAACCCGCUACUACACGUAAGGGAGCAAGUGACAAACCUUUGUAUCAACAUUCUUCACGCCUAUCGCAAAUUUUGUGCUACCGUAUCAUCAUCAGGACAACUUAUUCUUCCAGAAGCACUAAAAUUGUUGCCUUUAUACACUCUUGCUUUGAUUAAAAGCGUGGGAUUGCGAACCGAUGCGCGCAUUGAUGAUCGGUCAUUUUGGAUCAACUAUGUUUUCCCUCUUUCUGCACAACUGGCAAUACCACUUGUGUACCCCAGAAUGAUUAGUAUUCAUGACCUUGAUCUAAAGGAAACGGAGGGAUCGGUUAUUCCUCCUGUUAUUCCUCUGUCAAGUGAACAAGUGAAUGAGCACGGAAUCUAUCUUCUUGAAAAUGGUGAGGAUUGUUUGAUAUAUAUCGGAAGCACUGCGGAUCCCGAUACAAUGAGGAAACUGUUUGGCAUUUCCUCGGUUGAUGAAAUUCCCAGUCAGUUUGUAUUGCAGCAAUAUGAUAAUCCUUUAUCCAAGAAGCUUAAUGAAGUCAUAAACGAGAUUCGGAGCCAAAGAUGCAACUACCUGCGCUUAAAAUUAUGCAGGAAAGGAGACCCAUCAGGAGCUCUGUUUUUCUCAUAUAUGGUGGAAGACAAGUCUCCGGGUGGCCUCUCCUAUGUAGAGUUCUUAGUACAUGUUCAUCGACAAAUUCAAAGCAAAAUGACAUGAUCCACAGGUUGUGAUGAUGGUCAAGUCACUCUUUUUGUCGAAAACUAGUUGAGCAAGUGAAGUUUGGAAAUUAUAGGCCUUUUGGUUAUUUUUGUAGUUUAUAUUCCCAUAAAUACUUUGGUUUAUUUAUACUCUCUUUUAUUUCUUUUAAAGUCAUAUUUGGUCCUUGUUAUGUAUGAGUUACAGUCUUAAAACCUUAUUUAAGUAUGAAAUGACCCUUAUACCCUUUUCAUCA